This is a messenger RNA of Onychostoma macrolepis, 3156 nucleotides long. It is a transcript of the gene traf6, whose product is annotated as TNF receptor-associated factor 6. The record is from RefSeq and is a predicted model, not a curated record. The coding region runs from base 384 to 2009 and encodes 541 amino acids. Gene Ontology annotation, cellular component: plasma membrane signaling receptor complex. The transcript has 7 exons. Gene Ontology annotation, molecular function: tumor necrosis factor receptor binding; zinc ion binding; ubiquitin protein ligase activity. Lineage: Eukaryota; Metazoa; Chordata; Actinopteri; Cypriniformes; Cyprinidae. Gene Ontology annotation, biological process: regulation of apoptotic process; positive regulation of JNK cascade; regulation of canonical NF-kappaB signal transduction.
UAACCGUCGGUUGUGACUGCUUAGCUGCUUUCGCUUUUUAACUCACUUUAACCGUGGAUGUAGUUCGAGAUUUACAUUUGAGAUAAGUUCAACCUUUUGAAAUGUAUAUAUUUACGUUUACGCUGUGUAAUAUGGGUAUUUUGGGCUACAAAAAGUAACUUUCCAGUUGUUGAGCGAGAGAAGUUUCUCCCUCAGUUCAGCCCCGCCCAGCAGAACUGCGCGUGAGGAAACAGCAUUUACAAGUGAAUCCCUCAUUGGGCCUGUAGUUUCUCAUCCUGUGCCUUUUCACUUUGCUGUAAUAUAGAGGAAAUCACCCUAAAAUAUAAUCUCUUACCAGAUCCUCUGUGCGUUUAAGACUUUAUGGAUGUCUGUAAAACCUAGAGAUGGCUUGCAGUGACAUGGAGAAGCUCAGCCUUGAUGAUGUCUAUGAUAGUGACCUCUCCGGCUGUGCGGCAGCCAUGGAGAAAGAAAGGGAGUCCUAUCUGAGCCCGACAGAGAACCCCUCCACCAUCAGUGUCUCUGCUAGUAUCCCUCCAGACCAGCAAGGCUAUGACGUAGAGUUUGACCCUCCGCUUGAGAGCAAGUAUGAGUGCCCUAUCUGUCUGAUGGGUCUUCGGUCGGCAGUACAAACACCAUGUGGACAUCGAUUCUGCAACUCAUGCAUCAGGAAGUCCAUCAGGGACACAGGGCAGAAAUGUCCAGUUGACAAUGAGGUGCUGCUUGAGGAACAGCUCUUCCCUGAUAACUUUGCCAAACGAGAGAUCCUCUCACUUACUGUCCGAUGUUCUAAUGUAGGAUGCAGUGAUAAAAUGGAAUUGCGUCAACUGGAGAAACACUUGUCUCAGUGUAAGUUUGCCACAGUGCCAUGCCCUCGGUGUCUGGAAUCUGUUCGUAAGAGCCAUCUGGAUGAACACAAGAGCGAGCAGUGUUUACAGCGGCUUAUGACCUGCCCUGCCUGUGCAGGGAGCUUUGUGUAUGCUAGCAAACAGAUUCAUGAACAGAUUUGUCCUUUUGCCAAUACAGUGUGUGAAUAUUGCGAAAUGGAGCUUAUUCGGGAUCAGUUGGCAUUGCACUGUGACACAGACUGUCUGAAAGCUCCUGUAGCCUGUACUUUCAGCACUUUUGGUUGUCAUGUAAAGAUGCCAAGAAAUGAACUGGCCCAGCACAUGCAGGAAUUUACACAGAUGCACAUGCGUUGCAUGGCUGAGUUUCUGCGUAGCCAGACUCUCAAUAGCUGCCCAGUGCCCUUAGUUGCUGCCCAUUCUUCGUCAGAUGAACGUGGGGCCUCUGCCCGAGCCCCAGAUUCUUGCCAGUGUAGACAGGAGCUGAUGAACCUGCGUGAGACGGUCUUGGAGCUGGAGGGCCGGCUGGUUCGUCAAGAUCAACAGAUUCGCGAGCUGUGCAUCCACAAUGAGACGCAGAAAAACCAGGUCACAGAGCUACGCCGAAAGCUGAGCUCACUGGAGGACGCCACCCGAGAGCUGGAAGCCCAGCAGUAUCAAGGCGUCUACGUAUGGCGCUUGGAGAACUUCUCAUUUCACCUGCGCAACCAAGAAGCUGGUCAACCCAUAGUCCUCCAUAGCCCGCCUUUCUACACUGGCCGGCCGGGGUACAAACUCUGCCUACGACUGCAUCUGCAAACUCCCAGCGCCCCUCGCUGUUCCAACUACAUCUCACUUUUCGUGCACACUAUGCAGGGUGAGUUUGACAGCCAGCUCUCCUGGCCCUUGCAGGGCACGAUCCGGCUGGCAGUGUUGGACCAGGUCGAGGGACAGCAUCACGUGGAAGUGAUGGAGACCAAGCCGGACCUGCAGGCCUUCCAGAGGCCCACUGUGCAGCGCAACCCCAAGGGUUUCGGCUAUGUCACUUUCCUACAUCUACAGGCUUUGCGGCAGCGUGGUUUUGUGAAAGACGACGUGCUGUUGGUGCGCUGCGAGGUCACACCACGAUUCGACGCUAGCCUCAGGAGGGAAGGGGUCCAACCUCGGGGGUCAGAACCUUCACUUUGAGUUCCUACAUCGCUCCUGCAUUCUUAAGUUCUCAUAAACACUUUGCUGAAACGAAAAUGUGGCAAAACCUGGACUUUCUUAGACUCUUAAUGGUACACCAGGUUUAGUAAUGAUGGUUUUACAAAGUUGCAUAACUCGUAUGUCUGUUGUGAAGUGUUUUUAUAUACAAAUUUUGUUUCUCAAAAACCUUUUAAUCAGUGCAAUCAAUAGACAAACCUACAUAGGAUUAGAAUCAGAAAUUCACUGAAUGUCCUGUCAACCAAGCUAAAGAGUGUAAAACUAUUAUUUGAAUGGUGCUGCUUGUGCUAAGUGUUAGCUUUCACAAAUUCUUUUCACGUUACUACAUUCAAUGCAAAUUUUUGCUGCCUGUUCUGCCUUCUCAACAGUGUGGAAAGAAAUUUUUGCUAUUAUUUUAUUUUUAUUUUUUUUCAUAAUGUACUUAAUUUUCAUUUAUUUGACAAGAUCUGACAAUUUAAAGCAUCAUUAGUACAGAGCAGCACUGUCUACUGUGAUUAUACUAUAUGUCGUGCAUUGAUCACUUGACAACUUAAAAAUGUCUUAAGGUGCGGUUACAUUUGUGAAAUUUCAAUGAAAAAUUGUUAGCGAUACAUGAAGUGUAGCUCACAAAGAAUUUCCUUUAAAACCAGGCAACUCUCUGUUGGUUAAUGGAGUGAAUCUGCCUGGGGAAAUCUUUCGCCCUCUUAUGAAACUCCCAGUCAUUUGAAUGCAAGUCACUCCCAGUUACUGGAUUUUACACAAGAAAAUUCGCCAAACAACAGUAAAUGUGAUCACACCUUAAUGCAGAUGUUUGUCUUGACUUAAAGUUGUCAGCUGCUCAAAAUUUCUGAAAGGUGCAGUAAGUAACAAGCUUAGCCUAUAAACAAGACAAUACAUUAUUUUUUACCAAGUCAUCUUGUGCUCAAUAUUGCUAAUAUGUGUGAAUGUUCAACUUGCUUCAUUGAAAAACUUCAUCGACAACAUAAGUAUGAAUACCUUUUUAAUCAGAUGGACUAAUAUAUGCAAGUUAAUCUGAUAAUUGUAUUGACACUGGAAAUCUGACAAAAUCCUUUUUUCAUAUAAUGUUCUUUUUUACAUCACAAUAUGCAGUGCUCAGAUGUGUUAUGUCUUUAUAAAUUAUUGAAUGUCA